AUGACAGAAGAGAAUUAUCGUCCUAAAUCCCCCGAUCUCUCCUCUCUCCCAUUUCCACCCACUACUACCUACACUCCUUUGAGUCCCCUGACUCAUCGUGCUUCUUGCGACUACGACUCUUCGCCUUUUUUUUCAUCCCCACGCCCCCAACGCGUUCCUCAAUCGUACGUGCCACCUUCGUCUUUUGAGGAUAUGGCUCGUCGCUCAUCCCGCCUACAGUACCAAGACGCGCCCCAAUACCAAAACGCGUCUGACGACCUUGAAAUCGAGGCCGAAACUGAACAAGUACCAGAACCCCAAAGCAAGACCAUGACUUUCGCGCCUGAAAUUCCCGAAGAGAAGCCUGCGCCUGCUGGCGCUGGAAUUGAGGUCAAGACCAAAUUCCCCGUCGCGCGCAUCAAACGCAUCAUGCAGGCAGAUGAAGAUGUCGGCAAAGUUGCGCAAGUGACCCCGAUCGCAGUUUCCAAGGCGCUCGAACUUUUCAUGAUUUCCCUUGUUACCAAAGCUGCGUAUGAGGCGCAAGAGCGCAACUCCAAGCGCAUCACAGCUUCCCACCUCAAGCUCGCUGUCAGCAAGGAUGAGACCCUUGAUUUCCUCGCCGAUAUCAUGGCUAAGGUCCCCGAUCAACCCGCUCGCAAGAAUGAAGAUGAGAGCAGCGACCAGAACGACGGUCGCAAGAAGCGCGGUGGACGCAAGCCUAAGGAGGAGAGCGAAUAA
Molecule: messenger RNA, 717 nt
Organism: Penicillium taxi
Lineage: Eukaryota; Fungi; Ascomycota; Eurotiomycetes; Eurotiales; Aspergillaceae
Gene: nctA
Product: negative cofactor 2 transcription regulator complex subunit BUR6
Exons: 2
Coding region: 1-717 (238 amino acids)
Biological process (GO): negative regulation of transcription by RNA polymerase II; positive regulation of transcription by RNA polymerase II; transcription by RNA polymerase II
Cellular component (GO): negative cofactor 2 complex; nucleus
Molecular function (GO): transcription coactivator activity; RNA polymerase II general transcription initiation factor activity; transcription corepressor activity
Source: RefSeq, a predicted model, not a curated record